UUCGCCGUCCUUUUGCAGCCACCGUAGCUGGGUGUGUAAGAGGAAGUCCUGGUCUUGACGGGCUGAGUAGUAGCGGGACUUUCUGUGAAUGAGACCCGGAGUUUCUGUGAAUGGGGGCCCGCUUCGCGUUGCUAUGGGAUCCCCGGGCUACGUUCCACUGAUCCUCGCGCUGAGCGCCUCCUGCUUCCAAGCGGACGCCCAGAUCCCCCUGGUCAUCAAUACUUGGCCCUUUAAAGACGCAACGCAGCGAGCAUGGGACACUCUUCAUUCUGGAGGUUCAGCUUUGGAUGCAGUAGAGAAAGGUUGCAGUCAGUGUGAGUUUGAGCAGUGUGAUGGCACUGUGGGAUAUGGAGGAAGCCCGGAUGAACAUGGGGAGACAACACUGGAUGCUAUGAUUAUGAAUGGUAACACAAUUGAGGUUGGAGCAGUUGGAAAUCUGCGAAGAAUUAAAAGUGCAAUCAGUGUUGCAAGAGCAGUGAUGGAACAUACUAGUCAUUCAUUGUUGGUGGGAGAGUCAGCAUCAAUCUUUGCUCAAAAUAUGGGAUUCCUCAGUGAAGACUUAACAUCAAAUAAAUCUCUGUCCAUCCAUGCAGAAUGGCUGAGCAAAAAAUGCCAGCCCAAUUUCUGGAAGAAUGUCUUUCCAAAUGCUAAAACUUCUUGUGGACCGUAUAAGCGAAAGAAGGGGCAGUGGUCAAAAAGACAUAGAAUGCCAGCACACGUGGUCAAUGUUCACAACCAUGACACCAUUGGUAUGAUUGUAAUUGAUAAGAGUAGAAGUAUAGUGGCUGGAACAUCUACCAAUGGUGCAACGCAUAAAAUCCCAGGCCGUGUGGGAGAUUCACCAUUAGUUGGGGCAGGUGCUUAUGCCGAUAGCACAGCCGGAGCUGCAGCUGCGACUGGAAUGGGCGAUAUUAUGAUGCGGUUUCUUCCAAGUUACCAGGCCGUGGAAUAUAUGAGAUGGGGAAUGGAACCAACUACAGCUUGCCAGAAAGUUGUUGCAAGAAUUCAAACGUAUUAUCCGAAGUUUUUUGGUGCAAUCAUCUGUGCGAACAGAACUGGGGGUUACGGUGCUGCAUGCAGUAAAUGUCCAGGGUUCGACCAAUUCCACUUUAUGGUUUACAAUCCAUCAGAGACCUCAGAACAGAUAGUGGAUUGCAUUUAAAGCUACUGUGAUGCAUCACUUUCAAAGACUUUUAGGGCUUGUUACCAUUUGCACUCAAUUUUGAACCCAAAUGACACCUCUCAAUCAGCUGCAAUCUGUUAAAGUAUAGAAAGAAACCUUGUUUGUCAUGUACAUUGGUAACUAAACCAUAUUGAUUGUCAAUUUAGUGUAUGCAGAUUGUUUGUAUUUGAAUUUUGAGGUGUACUCUAAAAGUGAACACACUUCUUUCAUGUGCAUGCACGUGAACACUUGACCUUUCAGCCCCCACUGAGCUUGUGCCAUUAUCACAUCCAUGAUUUAUCUAUACCAUGAGUCCAUUUAUCUACCCUUUGACCAUUUUAAGAGAAAUUUGGAACCUUAAUGAAAAUAAGUAAUUAGAGAACCCUAAAAUUGUACGAGCAGCAAUCAUUCAUGUCGGUAUGUUUGCAAAUGCAUGAGAUCUGUAAGAACAUGACUCGGUCUUCCAUCCCCUCGAGCCUGUUGUGUAAUUCAAUGAAAUGAUGAUAGAUCAGAAUCUCAUUUCCAUUCAUCUGGGACUAGAUUAAUUCUGAAAACUGGGCAGCAGGCAGCCAAAAGGCCUGUUUCCAUGCUGCAAUUGUCUCUGCUUUUGAUCCAUAUCUUUUGACUUUUCCAUCAGAUAAUUGAUUGCGCUCUCUUGUUCAGAAAAUUUCAAUUGAACUAGCAUCUACAGCCUCUUUUGAGGGUAAAGGAGCAGUAUCUGUAAAAAUGUACUGUGCUGGAAUGAGAAGCCAUGAUUUCAGACCUACCUUUGCAUGGUGGUCUUAGUACAACUCCAAAUUGUCAGACUGACCUACUGCUCCCUGAGUGUACUAAACUCAGACACAAGACCAUCCCUAUUUAAAGAGCCUUUCAUCACUUUGAGCCCUACUGGGUGCACCAUCAUUUCAGCCUCAGGAAAAGCAACAACUCCCAAGUGUUCUGGAGGAAAUUGUUAAACAUUUAAAAAGAAAGGUACUGCCACUAUAAUUACCCUAACAUUAAAACUUAGCUGCCUAAUGAUCUGGUUUCUGUGAUGUGUACAAAUUAGUGGAGGGAGAACAUAAUGAAGAGUUGUACUCAAAAUAUGACUUUUUUUUUGCAUGUUGCAUUUUAUAGAUACUUACAGAUGAAUUGUUGCAGUUGAAAGGCACUCCUGACAAGUUUUUCUUGUAUUUUUAAUUGACCUUUCAGACUUGCUAUGACAUACCUCUGGGGCAAGUGCACUUGAACCUGUUGAACUGUUUUGUUUGCAAAUAGCAAUCAUUGGGAUGGUUAUGCAGAGCUGUGCUGAACUAGCUGUACAGCAGCUGCCUCUGUUAGACAACACUUUUGAAACUGCCACAAAUGUCAAUUUUCUGCUUAACUCAUGGACUACCAACCGUUGUUGAUCGUCAAGCUUCAGUCAAGCAGUUCUCCAUUUACCACUUAAAUACGUUGAUGCGUUUUUUGACGUUAACAUAAGCUUAACCCUUGCAAAUCAUAAUGAGUAAGAUGAUCAGAUCAUAUGUCCCCUCAAGUCACGGUUAUUCAAUAUGAUUAUAGCUGAUAUUUUAUAUCAGUUCUAAACCUGAAAUGAUUGCAAUUGUCAGAAAAAGAUGAAAUAUAUUUUUUUUGUACACAGUGACUGCUAUUAAAGAAUUUAAUAAGAUUUUCA
This is a messenger RNA of Rhincodon typus (whale shark), 2816 nucleotides long. Its product is annotated as N(4)-(Beta-N-acetylglucosaminyl)-L-asparaginase-like. Gene Ontology annotation, molecular function: N4-(beta-N-acetylglucosaminyl)-L-asparaginase activity. Bases 89 to 1162 code for a protein of 357 amino acids. NCBI's taxonomy places the organism in Eukaryota, Metazoa, Chordata, Chondrichthyes, Orectolobiformes, Rhincodontidae. The record is from RefSeq and is a predicted model, not a curated record. Gene Ontology annotation, biological process: protein deglycosylation. The transcript has 9 exons. Gene Ontology annotation, cellular component: lysosome.